AUGGUGAAGCUAGCAUCGGCAAGGGACUUCCGUACGUACGGGCCGGGCCUCACCAGAAACCGUUACGAGUACAUCAACGCGGGGCUUUACCUGUUUUCCACCGUGGUCCUGAGUUGUGGUUUCGCAUCUCAGUUUUCUUCCGAGGCUUCUUCGGGGCUCGUGGUUUUCCUCAUUGCAUUGGGCCUCAUGUUAAUCGUAAACUUUCAUGACCUUAUGGCGCAUCUUGUUCCCAUUGAUUUCCGCUUUCAGUUGAUGGCCUUUGAUCCUCAGCUCGCCUUCGUCGAAUUCGCUGUUCCCCUCUUCAACAUGCUCGGAACGCUUCUUACUUUUCUUGCCGUUUUCUUCAUUUUUCUUCAGGAAGAGAAAGGACAUGGUUACUUCAAAUUGGAAAAGCAUGCUCUGAACAUGUUGGUUGCUGGUCCUGUACUAUGGGUGGUGGGAUCGAUUCACAAUUCAUGUCAAAUCUACGAGAGAGCAGAUGGUCAUGUUCAAAUCUUGCAGCAAUGUGUGUAUAUCCCCUUCUUGAUGGGGAGUAUGUUGUUCAUGAUUAGUUCCUGCCUCAAUUAUAUUGAGCAAUCUAGAGUUAUCCACCAUGGCCUCGGCUUACUUGGUAGGGAUUGGAUCUGGUUAGGAAUCUCGGGUACCAUAUUUUUCUUCAUUGGUGGAUUGAUAAAUGUGGUGAAAGUGUUCAAGAUGCAACAAAUGAAUGGUAUGAGGCUGGAGAAGCUGCGAGGUGGAGCACAAGAGCAACUAAUAAGAGCGAGAGAAGGACAUGUUCCCCUGCUUUCAGAACAUCAUCAAAUAAGAAUAAGACAUAAUCCACCACCUGAAGAAACCAAAGUUUCAAAGCCUCUUCCUACUCCUUAUAAGGAUGUCCUUCUCGGUCAAACUAGAUCAUGA
Molecule: messenger RNA, 900 nt
Organism: Arachis stenosperma
Lineage: Eukaryota; Viridiplantae; Streptophyta; Magnoliopsida; Fabales; Fabaceae
Exons: 3
Coding region: 1-900 (299 amino acids)
Source: RefSeq, a predicted model, not a curated record